CGUUUUACUCCGUAUAACGGAAGGAAAAAAAGAAGGUCAAAGCAGCAGCGCGUACGUCGUAUGAGAGGGACAAGUAAAAGUGGGGUGGUGGCAAGAAAGAAGAAACAGUAUCGUAUAUAUCCAUAGACUCUCAACUCAACCAACGAACCAACGAUCACAUCUUUCAGAAAAAAAAGCGGUUGCAGUUUCAGCUGGAUUCGAUUCGAUUCGAUUCAAUUCAAUUGGAAACAGCAGUUGUUGUUGUUGUUGCAAAGGAUAGAUAGAUAGAUAGGUAGAUUCAAUGGUGAAGGAGACCGAAUAUUAUGAUGUUCUGGGGAUCAACCCUACUGCUACUGAAGCUCAGAUUAAGAAAGCCUAUUACAUUAAGGCGCGACAAGUUCAUCCGGAUAAGAAUCCAAAUGAUCCCCUUGCAGCUCAAAAUUUUCAGGUUUUGGGAGAGGCUUACCAGGUAUUGAGUGACCCAACACAGCGCCAGGCUUAUGAUUCAUACGGAAAAUCUGGAAUUUCUACUGAAGGAAUUAUAGAUCCUGCAGCAAUCUUUGCCAUGCUUUUUGGAAGUGAGCUUUUUGAAGAAUACAUAGGCCAGCCAGCCAUGGCGUCGAUGGCUUCAAUGGACUUCUUCACUGAUGGAGAAGAGGUGGAUACUAGGAAGCUGCAGGAAAAGAUGAAGGUAAUUCAGAAGGAAAGGGAAGAGAAACUUAUAGAAAAAUUAAAAGAUCGACUCAACCAGUAUGUGAAUGGCAGUAAAGAGAGUUUUAAGAGUCAUGCUGAAGCUGAAGUCUCAAGACUUUCUAGUGCAGCAUAUGGUGUUGAUAUGUUAAACACAAUUGGUUAUAUAUACUCAAGACAGGCAGCUAAAGAGCUUGGAAAAAAGGCAAUAUACCUUGGCGUACCUUUUGUUGCUGAAUGGUUCAGGAACAAAGGCCAUUUUAUUAAAUCUCAAGUAACAGCUGCAACAGGUGCUGUUGCCUUAUUUCAGCUACAAGAAGACAUGAAACGGCAUCUUAGUGCAGAGGGUAACUACACUGAGGAAGAACUUGAAAGCUACAUGGAAUCUCACAAGAAAGUGAUGAUUGAUUCUUUGUGGAAGCUCAAUGUUGUUGACAUUGAAGCAACUCUCUCCCGUGUUUGUCAGAUGGUCCUCCAGGAUAACAGUGCCAAGAAAGAGGAGCUUCGUGCACGAGCAAAGGGGCUGAAAACACUGGGGAAAAUAUUUCAGGUGAAAUCUGAAGCCAAUGAGGCUGAUACUGCAGUGGUGGCUGAGCUCAAUAAAUUAAAUGGAAAUGAGUCAAGCUAUGAUCCAUUAACUUCAAAGACCUCCCCUAAGAGCAAAGGAAUGGAAGGCCAAUCUUUUAAUGGAGUUGGAACACAGAUUCCAUAUGUGGUCGCUCCCCAAUUUGCUGAUGCUUCUCAAUGCCAUAUUAGCUACCCAAUGCCAACAGCACCUCCUGGCGUUCAAAGAAGUUAUUCAACUGGCAAAGAGUGAAAAUGGUAGUUCGUUAUCAUCCCCGUCUUUGGCUUUUUUCUGUAUCGGUUUUUCCCUUUGUACAGGGGUUGUCGAACAUGUAUUAUUAUACUUAUUGUAUCAUCAUUAGGUCAUAUGAGGGACAGGUUCAUGUUUCAAUUGAUCUCGUGGUUUUGUAAUGGUCAUUUUGAAAAGCGAUGUGAAAAAUGAGCUAGCAACUUGUAGUUUGUCGAUUUGUUGUGCUAUAUGGGUUUAUGAGAGUUGUAUGCAGCUCUGUAUAAUAUAUUUUGUUGUUUUGGUGCAAAGUUAUCUUGUAAAUUUAAAAGAAUUGCAGAAAAUGAACUAAAAUAGGUUCUGCAUGCCAUUUGUACAACACUGUUGUUGAUUUUUACAAAUUUCCUUUUUAUGUGGUAA
This is a messenger RNA of Spinacia oleracea (spinach), 1879 nucleotides long. RefSeq names its product chaperone protein dnaJ 10. NCBI's taxonomy places the organism in Eukaryota, Viridiplantae, Streptophyta, Magnoliopsida, Caryophyllales, Amaranthaceae. The transcript is spliced from 10 exons. The coding region runs from base 281 to 1486 and encodes 401 amino acids. The record is from RefSeq and is a predicted model, not a curated record.